AACUCCAGCUCAGUCAACUUUUGACCGCCGCGACGCGCUCGUCCCGAAUUUUCACGCAUUUUCCCGCUUCACUCUCGAACGCCAUGAUACCGGUGAAAAGUUUUGCGCUGCUCUGCUUGUGGCCAGCACUUCAAGCCUGGCAAAUUCCAGAAUCUUGUGAUUACAUAUCCCUGUAUCGUGAAAUGGGUUGUACACCCAUUUUUGAAAGUGGAAAAGAGUGCCCAGUGGCUUACAAUUGUGAUAAAUUUACAAAAGUUGACCCAAAGAGUUGUUACUACAAUGGCAACACUUAUCAAAAAGGUUACCAACUUAAUGAUACAGAGACGAUGGAUCAUUGUCACCAUCAUUGUCGAUGCAGUUUCUUUAAAAGGGACUCAUACCCACAAACAGCACAUGCUGAAUGGAUUUGCGCUCACGGAGAAUGUCCUUUUCCCCGUGAGGAAGGAUGUAUAGAUCAAUAUGAUAGCAUGAAAGAUUGCUGCAGAACAAGGAAAUAUUGUGAAGGCAUCCAUCCUAAACCAGCCAUUACAUGUGCUUACAACGGAGUAACCUACAUUGAGGGACAAAUAAUAUAUGAUGAGACAAAGUGUAAAAGGUGCAUUUGCAAUGCUAAUUUUAAAGAUACCCUUGAAGGCCCAUCUUGUCAAACUCAGCGAUGCGGUACUAUGCUUAAUUACAUGCAUCGCUUGCGAGAGGGCUGCGUACCAGUCUACUAUAAGAGCGCUCAUUGUAGUUGCUCAAUUGAAACUAAAUGCCCUGAGCCAACUGACUCCAUUAUCCCAGAUACAAAACAAUUGAGCUCAUCUACUUCCUCAGGACGGACUUGCAGAUUUGGGAAUUUGACACUCUACCCUGGAGAACAGUUAAAGAAGAGGCGCACAGAAUUAUUUGAAUGUAGUUGCAAAACGCCUCCUUUCAUCACGUGUAUUCAGCCGAUGCAUCAGCCGAUGCAUCAGCCAUUACCAGAAGCAACAAGUGAGAAAUCAAUGAUUAUAGGAAAAGAGGAAGCUAAACCUACAAUGAUGCAUGAAAAGAAAGACACUCAUGAUCAGGACGUUUAGAUUGGUGAUAUGAUGGAACUCUUAAGUGGAAUCAAAUGUAAACCAAGGAGCAACGCAAUGACCAAUGCUUAAAGAGUAAUUACUCUUAUUCGAGAAUAUUUGUAAGAUUUAUUCAUGAGAAUGAUGCCUUAUCCUGACUGGGUGCUAGAAUUAUAUGACAACUGCUCGAGGAGAAUUUGCUGGAAAAUUCAAAAGUAACUUUUCCCCACAGCAUUUUUAAUUCUAACUUUACAAACAUAAAAUAUUUAAUUGACUGCAAACUUCAAAAUACCUAUACCACAAAGAAUAAAAUAAUUCAAUACAUGGAUAAGAUCCUCAAAAAAGAUACUAAAUGAGCUCUUCAUAAAAUGAGACUAACUCAAAAACGAGCGAAUGGCAAGAUACUAGAGAAAAAUUCUGACACAUUUUAGACUGACUGGCUGAUUUUUGUUUUGUUUGGAUAGGGAUGAACUGAGAAGAUUUACCUUCCAUAGGGACGCCAACAACACAUUAACAUACAUAACAUAGGUAUUAACAUAGGUAUCACAAUAUAAAAGCAACCAUCAAAAAGAUAGACUGACAGUUACACGUUUUCAACCUAAACACAAAAAAGAGGCUGACCAGUUAAAGAUUCGGAACAUGCAGGAAACCAAGAUUUCCGAAUGAUAUACAUAUUUCAAAACACCCCGGGCAUGAUUGAGAGCAUAAGAUGGUAGAUAUUUACAGAGAGCAUCAUAGAUAACAUGGCAGUAUGAGAGACUGAUCAUAGCUAGUAAUGCAAACAGGAGUAUCUUGCAUCGCAAUAACAUAGCUAGUUAAAAGCUCAAGUUGUUAUUCUACAGAAAACAACUUAUACAUCUAAUGCUCCCAAUAAAAUGAUGGAAGUUUGAAGGUCUAUUUCGUUUGACUAUUAAAUGGAUUAAAGUUUAAAAAAAAUGGAUCUAGUUUACCAACAUGGUAGCUCGACUAAAAAUACUCAAUGCCCUAACUGAAUUAUGUUAGUUGAAAAGUAGACUUGAAGACGUAUUAAAUUGUAAAGACUGUGAUUUUUAUUUAAAUUUUAUUAAACAUUGAUACAAAAUGGG
Molecule: messenger RNA, 2125 nt
Organism: Bemisia tabaci
Lineage: Eukaryota; Metazoa; Arthropoda; Insecta; Hemiptera; Aleyrodidae
Source: RefSeq, a predicted model, not a curated record